CCUGCCCCCUCCCUGCCACACAGACGUUCUCCCUCAAGGGAGCUGGGCCCUUGACACGGGACACAGAGGAGAUCCUGCUAAGCGGGAUGGGGGCCGCUGGCCCCAGCAGGUGCCCUACAGCCUGCUAGCCCCCAUGGGGGUGGCCCGCGUUCUGCGGCGCCUAAGCGGCGUCCCCUCCUCUGCCGAGGAGGACCAGGGUGAGGGGGGCGGCUUGGCAGCCUGCCGCAAUGGGCGCUCUCCGGGGGGCGUCGAAGUGGGCCUGGGGCCCCGGCGGAGGGGCCGCUUCGUCAAGAAAGACGGCCACUGCAACGUCCGCUUCGUCCACCUGGGGGAGCACGGGGCGCGCUACCUCAGCGACCUGUUCACCACCUGCGUGGACGUCCGCUGGCGCUGGAUGUGUCUCUUCUUCUCCUGUUCUUUCGUGGCCUCCUGGCUCCUCUUCGGCCUGGCCUUCUGGCUCAUCGCUUCUCUGCACGGGGACCUGGCCGCGCCCCCGCCGCCCGCGCCCUGCUUCUCCCAGGUGGGCAGCUUCCUGGCCGCCUUCCUCUUCGCCCUGGAGACCCAGACGUCCAUCGGCUACGGGGUGCGCAGCGUGACCGAGGAGUGCCCGGCCGCGGUGGUGGCCGUGGUCCUGCAGUGCAUAGCAGGCUGUGUGCUGGACGCCUUCGUGGUGGGCGCCAUCAUGGCCAAGAUCGCCAAGCCCAAGAAGCGUAACGAGACGCUGGUGUUCAGCGAGAACGCCGUGGUGGCACUGCGAGACCACCGCCUCUGCCUCAUGUGGCGGGUGGGUAACCUGCGGCGCAGUCACCUGGUGGAGGCCCAUGUCCGGGCCCAGCUGCUCCAGCCUCGAGUUACCCCAGAAGGCGAGUACAUCCCCCUGGAUCACCAGGAUGUGGACGUGGGGUUCGAUGGGGGUACAGACCGCAUUUUCCUGGUGUCUCCUAUCACCAUCGUUCACGAGAUCGACGCUUCGAGCCCGCUGUACGAGAUGGGCCGGGCCGAGCUGGCCAGAGCGGACUUUGAGCUGGUGGUCAUCCUGGAGGGCAUGGUGGAGGCCACAGCCAUGACCACCCAGUGUCGUUCGUCCUACCUGCCUGGCGAGCUGCUGUGGGGUCACCGCUUUGAGCCCGUGCUCUUCCAGAGAGGAGCCCAGUAUGAAGUGGACUAUCGGCACUUUCACCGAACCUAUGAGGUGCCAGGGACCCCUGUCUGCAGUGCGCGGGAGCUGGACGAGAGACGGGCCCUGGGGGACAGUGACAGCCCUGGGCCCAAGGGGGGCCUGCCGGGCUCCCUGGCUGCCUUCUGCUAUGAAAACGAGGUGGCCCUCAGCUGCUGCCAGGAGGAGGAGGAGGUGGAGGAGGAGAGGGGUGAGGCCCAGCUGGAGGCCAGCCCCAGGGCCUCCACCCCACCCCCACCCCCAUCCCCUGAAUUGGCCCCACCCCCUUGA
Molecule: messenger RNA, 1447 nt
Organism: Dromiciops gliroides (monito del monte)
Lineage: Eukaryota; Metazoa; Chordata; Mammalia; Microbiotheria; Microbiotheriidae
Gene: KCNJ14
Product: potassium inwardly rectifying channel subfamily J member 14
Exons: 3
Coding region: 134-1447 (437 amino acids)
Biological process (GO): potassium ion import across plasma membrane; regulation of monoatomic ion transmembrane transport
Cellular component (GO): plasma membrane
Molecular function (GO): inward rectifier potassium channel activity
Source: RefSeq, a predicted model, not a curated record